AUCAUUCAGUUUUUAGUCGUGGCUCAACCACCUCGCCGACAACAUGUGUCGCUUGUUGUCAUUCGGCCAACCGAGUGGUGCUCAUUAAAACUUAACGAAAUGUCAACCUGAAAGAGGAUUUGUCUAAAGUGGACUAUCAGCGUAAAAUUCACCGUGACAUUUAUUUAUUAUUCAUGCUAACAAUUGUCGCUACAAAGUGAAAAAUUAUUGCAUGCAAUAUUCAACAUUUUCAAAUUACACUUGACAAUUACUAUCGUCGUGCUUUUUCAAAAAUGGCUUGUCCCUUAUCUGAUGGCAUUGCGGAAGGUCACGAUCAGGAGAAUGACCAGUCAAACGAAGGGUCUGGAAUGCUUUACGGAGAAUAUCUUCGAUUGGACAAAAUCUUGACCGCACAAAGGUUAUUGAGUGCCGAGUUCAACAAGGAAGUGCACGAUGAGCAUCUUUUUAUCGUCACUCACCAGGCAUACGAACUUUGGUUCAAACAGAUUAUCUACGAACUAGACUCGGUCAGAGCGCUCUUCAACUCCGAACCGAACGGCUAUGACUCGUUGAAUGGUACCUCCAACAAUCACACAGCCGUUCAGAAGAAUCGAGUCCCUCAGAUCCUGAACGAGUCGAGGACUCUGGAAAUCUUGAAGAGAUUAAACCGUAUUGUCCUCAUUCUAAAACUUCUGGUGGACCAAGUGACGAUUUUAGAGACAAUGACACCGCUGGAUUUCAUGGCGUUUCGAGAAUACUUGUGCCCAGCCUCCGGCUUUCAGUCGCUACAGUUCCGUUUAUUGGAGAAUAAACUGGGCGUGAAACAGGAGCACAGAGUCAAGUACAACCAGAGUUACACCAGAGUGUUCGGAAGAGAUCCUAAAGCCAUCGAGGCGAUCAAACGUUCUGAAGAGGAACCUAGUCUCAGUUGUCUUGUUCAAAGAUGGUUAGCAAGAACGCCGGGUCUCGAACCUCACGACUUUGACUUUUGGGGGAAAUACCAAAGAUCCGUGGAGAAGUUGCUCGUAGAGCAAGAACAACACGCUCGAAAACAUACAAAGGAGCAACUUAGGAAUUAUCAUCUGGCGAACGUGCACUCUCGGAAAGCAAUAUUCGAGACGAUUUUUAACGAGUCCCAUCACAACGCUCUUGUGUCGCGGGGAGAAAGAAAAUUCGCUUACGCCGCUCUUCAAGGUGCGGUGAUGAUCACGUUGUACCGUGACGAACCGAGAUUCAGUCAACCUCAUCAAAUUUUGACCGCUUUGAUGGACAUUGAUUCUCUCAUUACGAAAUGGAGGUAUAAUCAUGUUUUAAUGGUUCAAAGAAUGAUUGGGUCUCAGCAACUUGGUACCGGAGGAUCGUCGGGAUAUCAAUAUUUAAAAUCUACUUUAAGCGAUAGAUACAAGGUGUUUUUGGACCUGUUCAACCUGUCCACAUUCUUAAUACCUCGUCACAUGAUUCCACCGUUGACCAAACAGAUGAAGACAAAAUUAUCGGUGGCCUGCAACGGAUGGAAUCCGGAUGACAAUCAAAAUAAUUCUGAAUGUACACUGGACGAUACAUAGGGUAUACAAACAUUAGAAAGGUAACGGAGUUUCGAAUGCAUCAAUUUAGAGUCGAUAUUGUAAAACGAUAUUUUAUUUUGCCGUUUAGCGUAUAAUAGAAUACUUGUAAAAAAUAUACAAAUGGCUGCAUGGAUAAUCGUAUGAUAUAAUGCUAACGUAAAUGUUGUGUCAAUUGUGUAACAGAAUAUUGGAAAUACAGUCUAACGGAUGUUAUUGUUAUUAACAUUAUUGUCGUUUCUCGAGGUUCCUCGAU
Molecule: messenger RNA, 1797 nt
Organism: Habropoda laboriosa
Lineage: Eukaryota; Metazoa; Arthropoda; Insecta; Hymenoptera; Apidae
Gene: vermilion
Product: tryptophan 2,3-dioxygenase
Exons: 8
Coding region: 273-1544 (423 amino acids)
Molecular function (GO): heme binding; metal ion binding; L-tryptophan 2,3-dioxygenase activity
Source: RefSeq, a predicted model, not a curated record